AUGGCUCUAAAGAUUGAAAUUGCUGAGACCAAGGUUAUUUUGCUCAAUCUGCUAAUAUGUGUGAUCAUAUUCUACUCUGUGUAUUAUGUGGUCCUGUGCAUUUGUUUCACAGCAUUCAGGCUGCAAAUGUUGGAUGGACUGGCACCCUUUGAUUUUAAGACAAAUCCUUCAUGGCUUAACCCAAAUUAUUUAGUUCUUCUCGUGUCACUGGAGAUAACCUACUUCAUGUCUGCACUGCUUUUUGUUUUGGUUGUGGAAGAAUGGGUUUGGGAUUAUGCUAUCACUGUCACAGUCAUUCACAUUGCCAUCACAACAGCUGUGAAGUCUGAAUUUCCUAUGAUGUUGCACUGGUGGGUUGCUUUAGGUUCUGGCCUAAUUUCAAUGAUUUGUGUUGGACAAAGCUUGGCAUACUACCUGUUCAAAGACAAUUUUAUUUAUCCAGUUCUGGAUUAUUUCUGA
Messenger RNA from Eublepharis macularius, 459 nucleotides. RefSeq names its product transmembrane protein 244 (gene TMEM244). The transcript has 6 exons. NCBI's taxonomy places the organism in Eukaryota, Metazoa, Chordata, Lepidosauria, Squamata, Eublepharidae. Bases 1 to 459 code for a protein of 152 amino acids. The record is from RefSeq and is a predicted model, not a curated record.